Molecule: messenger RNA, 1255 nt
Organism: Seminavis robusta
Lineage: Eukaryota; Bacillariophyta; Bacillariophyceae; Naviculales; Naviculaceae
Source: the annotation of a GenBank genome assembly
CUCCAGAAUGAAUCAUCGAUCAUGUUGAGGUCCAACAGCAAAAGACGAUUUCUGACAAUGCAACAACUGUCAUUGAUGAAAACAAAGCAACGAAGUAAAUCGAUCUCUCCAACAAAACAGUAGCAACACCAGAAUUAUCAGCAAAGACAAGCUAGCAAGAACCAUGGGCUGGGAAGCAAAAGUGGAAGAGCUUGGUCAAAAGCUUCGCAAGGAGAUUGUGGACAACAACGAAGAGCCUGACAUUGAAAGAAGCAACGAUCUGCUGGAGGCACUAACGAAACAUCAAGGAACCAUGUCCAUUGCCGUCCUCCAAAAGACUCGCCUGGGGAAUACCAUGACCAAGUGCAUCCGAACUCUCAAGAGACACAAGAGGACCUCCACCAACACAAAGGAAUUGGAGACUCUCAUUAAAACGGGAGAGUCGCUUUUGGAUCAGUGGAAACAGGCUGUCGACAAGGAUGCCAAGCAAAAGCAACACAAUCAUCAUCAAAAGGAGGAGAGUGAAGAUGCUGUGAACGAAAAGGGAUUGCCAACCACGGUAAAGGCAUACCAAACCAGGUUGACCAAGCAGCGCAAGGACUUAUUCAAGAAUCCACCCGUACUUCCACCCAACCAUGUGACCAUUGAAGAGGAGUGGUAUCCACUGCCCAAACGAAACAAAAAGACGGGCGAACUAACAUUUGUCUGUGGAGCUGAUGACAAAAUUCAAAACUUACUGAAAGACUUUCAUCCCAAUCGGACCCCGGAAGAAAUCAUGCGAGCUGGAUCCUUUGGAGGGACUUACUAUAGACCCAUUGCGUCGGCCGUGACCAAUGUGAGCUACACGGCAAGUGGGGUCUUGAAGGAAUCGGUGGAUCCAAAAUGGAUUCAAGGUUUGGACAUUCGCACCAUGUUAACCUCUUCGACCUACCGAAAUUCGGUCAACAAGUACGGUGUCAAGUGCGGCGGGUCGCUGGGCAUGUGGGAGAGCUCUGGCUGGAUUGCCGACUGUGAUCCGUAUGGUUGGUUCCAAUGGUACUGUCGCUUUUAUCAAGGUCGGCGGUGCUCGGAUGAUGCCCGGCAAAUCCAGCGCUGGGCCAAGAGUGCUGGACCCAAGGGCCGCUUCCGUUCGCAACUCUGCAACAAAAUCUUGGCCGCCAAGACAACCGCGGACGAUGUAUCCAUUAGUCCCGUCAUUCGACAGACAUUGCUGCAUUGGGGGUUGGAGAUUACGGAAGAGGUCCUUGCCAAGCACAAGAAACGUGUGGGAAGGUGA